CGCUCCCCAACGGUGAAAAAUAUACAGAAACUUCUUCUUCGUAUAGGCUCCGCCACCUCCGGCAAGAAAGAUGUCCUCUUAUCACGACUGCAGAAAGACAUGCGAAUUUCUAAAAUACCCGACUCGGACAACUGGACGAAACGUACGAGAAUUCUGAGCAUCGACAUGGGGAUCAAGAAUCUGGCGUUCUGCGUCGCAGACGUACGGCUUUCUAGCGAAGAGAGCAGUGCAACGACAAUGGAGAUCAGAGCUUGGCGCCGAUUAGACGUCGUCGAAGAAGUAUCCAAGAGAUCGGGCAUCAAGAAACGCGAGUUCGCGAAAGAGGGCACGGGGGAAGACGAAGAACGCCCGGAUCCAUAUGCGCCGUCCAGUCUAUCCGACACAGCGUACACGCUUCUAAAGCGAUCACUGCUCACUUACGCACCCGAUAUCAUCUUAAUCGAGCGCCAGCGGUGGCGCAGCUCAGGCGGGAGUGCGAUUCAGCAGUGGACCGUGAGGGUGAAUACGCUAGAAGGAAUGCUGUGGGCUAUUCUAACCGCUUUACGUACCGAGUGUAGGAUUACUACGCGUCGAGAGGAUUUUAAGAAGUACAAUUAUCGGAUUUUUGGCGUGGAUCCGAAGCGUGUUGGUGGGUUUUGGCUCGGUGAUCGGGGCAAGGUUGAGGGGGUGAAAAGGCGGAGCAAGAAGGAGGGGGCGGAGGAAGUGGGUUUGGGCCCUGAGAGUGAAACUGAAGAUGGUGUGGGAUUGGAGGGCGGUGGCAAAGCAGGUGGGAAGCUGAGCCGUGGGAAGGCGGAGAAGAAAGCCAAAAUAUGGCUGCUGCGUUCAUGGUUGGAUCGGGAGCCUCCAUCGACCGCCUUAUCGAAACACACAAAACCAUCUCCGGACGAAGAAGAAGUACCCGCAGCUCAAGCAUAUAUAUCGUUCUCCUUCUUUCAUCACGCCGAAGCGACACGUCAAACGCUCCUCUACGCCACAGAUGCAGCGUCCGAGCGUUCGAAACGCACAAACAUUCGCAAAGGUGACGUGAAAAAGGUGGAUGAUAUUACAGAUUGCUUUUUGCAAGCGGCGGCGUGGGUCGCCUGGGAAGAGAACAGAAGAGCUAUUUAU
Trematosphaeria pertusa is the source of this 1107-nucleotide messenger RNA. RefSeq names its product ribonuclease H-like protein. The annotation marks the transcript as partial. Gene Ontology annotation, molecular function: flap-structured DNA binding; Y-form DNA binding; crossed form four-way junction DNA binding. Gene Ontology annotation, cellular component: mitochondrion. The record is from RefSeq and is a predicted model, not a curated record. The transcript has a single exon. Lineage: Eukaryota; Fungi; Ascomycota; Dothideomycetes; Pleosporales; Trematosphaeriaceae.